Messenger RNA from Neoarthrinium moseri, 2067 nucleotides. RefSeq lists its product as uncharacterized. Lineage: Eukaryota; Fungi; Ascomycota; Sordariomycetes; Amphisphaeriales; Apiosporaceae. Gene Ontology annotation, cellular component: cytoplasm; nucleus. Gene Ontology annotation, molecular function: DNA binding; FAD binding. The coding region runs from base 1 to 2067 and encodes 688 amino acids. Gene Ontology annotation, biological process: circadian regulation of gene expression; entrainment of circadian clock by photoperiod. The transcript has 3 exons. The record is from RefSeq and is a predicted model, not a curated record.
AUGUCCAGCACACGUGGUCGGCCACCCAAGCGGAAGGUUCCCGACGUAGACGCCGAGGACCUCGACGCGUCAAACAAGAAGUUCAAGGCCGCGAACGGUGCCAAUGGCUCUGCGAAAGAUGCAUUGCGUGCACCGCACCCCUUCUCUGCCGAAGCCGAAGAGAAUGGCAUCGUACUGCGCAAAUAUUACCCGCCCGAGAUGAGCAAUGCCCGCGCUUUGGCGUACAAUCACGAUGAGAUCCAGCGUCCCAUCCAGACCCUGCGCAAUGCCUGCGAGGAGACCGCGGAGGUGCGCAAGGAGAUCAGGGCCAAGGAUGCCGUGGUGCACUGGUUCAAGAUGGAUCUACGGACCGGUGACAAUCGCGCCUUAUGGCUUGCCAGCCAAAAGGCCCAGGAAGCUGGUGUGCCACUGAUUGGUUUGUAUAUAGUCAGUCCCGAGGAUUUCGAGGCGCACUUGGCAGCUCCGGUGCGUGUUGACUUCACCAUGCGGACGCUCCACGUCCUGAAGAGGGACCUUGCCGCCUUGGACAUACCGCUAUACGUCGAGACGGUCAGUAAACGGAGAGAAAUACCUGAGCGCAUCGUCGAGUUCCUGGAAGAGUGGGGCGUGGGUCACCUGUUUGCCAACAUGGAGUAUGAAGUCGACGAGCUGCGAAGGGAAGCCAAACUCGUCAAGAUGUGCGCGGCAAGGGGCAUCGAUUUGGAGGUUGUUCACGACACUUGUGUCGUACCUCCCGGAGCUCUGACGAGCGGAAGCGGAAAACAGUACUCGGUAUAUUCGCCUUGGUUCCGAGCGUGGGUUGCGCAUGUGCACGCGAACCCAGAUCUGCUCAAUAUAUACGACCCUCCCGCCAAGAACUCGCCUGCACAGCAUGCUAAAGUGGCCCCUCUAUUUGAUUGCGAGAUCCCCGACGUUCCGGAGAACAAGCGUCUCUCUGACGAGGACGCGAAGCGUCUGCAUGCCAUCUGGCCUGCUGGUGAGCACGAGGCAAUGGCAAGGCUGGAAAAGUUCUGUGAGGAGAAGAUCGGGCAGUACCAUAAUCGCAGGAACAUUCCAUCAGAAGUCGGCACAUCAAACAUUAGUGUUCACCUUGCUGCGGGGACUUUAAGUGCGAGGAGUGCAGUGCGCUACGCGCGGGAUAGAAACAAGACGAAAAAACUCGAUGCCGGACUGGAGGGCAUCAAGGCUUGGAUCAGCGAAGUGGCAUGGAGGGACUUCUACAAGCACGUCCUGGUAAACUGGCCAUAUAUAUGCAUGAACAAGCCUUUCAAGCCAGAAUACUCGAAUAUUACGUGGUCGUACAACAAUGCACACUUCGACGCUUGGAAGGAAGGCCGCACAGGGUAUCCCAUUGUGGACGCGGCGAUGCGGCAGGUGAAAUCCAUCGCCUGGAUGCACAAUCGCUGCCGCAUGAUUGUCGCCUCCUUCCUGGCAAAAGACCUCUUGCUCGACUGGCGCAUGGGCGAGAAGUUCUUUAUGGAGAACCUGAUCGAUGGUGAUUUCGCGUCCAACAACGGCGGCUGGGGUUUCAGCGCCUCUGUCGGCGUCGACCCGCAGCCCUACUUCCGGAUAUUUAACCCGUUGCUACAGAGCGAGAAGUUUGAUCCCCAGGGCAAAUACAUCAGGAAGUGGGUGCCUGAACUCAGAGACUGCGACGACAAAGAGAUCCAUGACCCAUACGGCAGGAAGGCCGGCAGCAAGGUUGAGAAAAGGGGGUAUCCCAAGCCAAUUGUCGUGCACAAGGAGAGCAGGGACCGGGCCCUCGCGGUCUAUAAGGAGGGCCUGGGAAGCCGGCUGGGUCAACUGUCAGAGACUACGGGUGUCUGUUGCGUAGUGCAUAUGCAUGCCAAAUUAAGGCUGACAGGCGCAACCUCUGCGGCGUUCUCAAGGUCGAGGGGUGCAUUGGGAACCCUGGUGUUGGCGGCAUCGAAGGCCGAUGCAUCAGCAGAUGAUAGGGCAAGUAAUGGAAGAGGUCCCAAGGCCAUGAAUCAGGUAUCGCAACCUCCGAUAACAUACAUGGAUGCGCUACGGUGCCGUAUUGCUCCCCUGGUCUCCUUCCCCAACUAG